UGGCCGAACUUGGGGUUCUUCUCAAUUUUUGAGUGGGAGGACAUUGUUCUAAGUUGGCUGAAAGGAAGAGACGAGCGGGAAAGGCGCAUUGAGGGUACAUGGCUACUCGGACGGUACUGCUUUGGCAGGUGAGGUUGGGCUCUGCGGCAUAUGACGUAGCGAGGAUCUCGUCCGCUUCAAUCAGGAAUUCCCACAACUAUUGGAGGCCAACGCUAUCCUAAAAAAUAGGCCACUAUAGCGGCGGUCACAUUUUACAUUUCGCUCUCCUGAUAUAUUCCAUUGUAUACGUUCGAAAUGUCGCGUCUGGUGAGAGCCAAGCCGCCAAGAAGAACGCUUCCGCAUCCACGUGGACAUCUCUUCGUUCGCUCGAAGAUAAUUCUCGAGGCGAAAACUACAAAAGGGGCAAAGAUAACUUUGUUGAUUUUGGAAUGGAGGAACCGCUGGUUACUGACUUCAGGAUUGUGCUCGGGUUUGGAUUAUCACGUGAUCUGUCAUCUGCCUUCCAUUACCUGCCAACUGUUUUCUCCCACAAAGAUAUCGGUGAGUUAUGAAGACAAUGUCCUAUACAUCUCUCAGUUGCACAACAUGAGACUGUCCUGCACGGCAUUGCAGCAGUUCCAAUCAAGAGAGCUGGCCGCCUUCGACGUCGUUUCACGUUUCAAUGGGAUAACUGUUCUACCGUACGAAUGUUCGGCAUCGACUGGGCUGGCAAUCAACUCAUUCAGCUGCUACGUGUGCCAUACAUGGCGAGGUUGGGUAUCGGUCCCGACUACGACUUCUGGGGCGACUUAGAGGUGGCGGAGCUCAUUGAACCUUGACACACGUUUGACCAUUAUGAUGGGUCCUCAUCUACCGUCUGCUCUUAGAUGACGUGACGAGAUCUAACCAGAAUACU
This is a messenger RNA of Westerdykella ornata, 895 nucleotides long. RefSeq lists its product as uncharacterized. The record is from RefSeq and is a predicted model, not a curated record. The coding region runs from base 295 to 792 and encodes 165 amino acids. Lineage: Eukaryota; Fungi; Ascomycota; Dothideomycetes; Pleosporales; Sporormiaceae. The transcript has a single exon.